Caenorhabditis angaria is the source of this 559-nucleotide messenger RNA. Lineage: Eukaryota; Metazoa; Nematoda; Chromadorea; Rhabditida; Rhabditidae. The record is from the annotation of a GenBank genome assembly.
AUGGCAACAUUGGAGGGCUGUUCAGGAGGUUAUCGUCCAAACAAGCCCACAACCCGUCGACGAGCCUACAAUUCGACAACCAGAAGCUUCUACGAGUUCCAAGCCUGGUAUUUGAACCAAGCACAUCGAGAACAUUCGCCAGAAGAAACAAUUCGUUCGCCUCCAGCCAAGCGAAAACUCCGAGAAGUUUAUCAGAAUGUUGCGAAAAAACCAGCGAGCGAGACGUGUUCGGGUUAUUAUGCCAGCUCCGCGGACACCAAGAGCUUCAAAGAAUCCUCGAACUCCAGCUGCACCAUCAACACAUCCGAUGAAGCUUCGUAAACGAACACAGAAAACCGUGAGCGAUUCGGCCAAACUCCGGUUCCAGCGACCCAAAUCGACCAUCAAAACGUCGUGCGGAUGAUGAUGAUGCUGAUCCAACACAGCAAAAAAUCGCAAAAACACUUCUUCGAAACGAUCCGGACCAAGAAUACAAAAUGGUAAAUUUUUAUAACAAAUAAAUUUUAGCCAUACGAAUAUAACUUAUUUUCAGGCGAACGGGAUUUGCUAUUCGCGAUGA